Messenger RNA from Pocillopora verrucosa, 1342 nucleotides. NCBI's taxonomy places the organism in Eukaryota, Metazoa, Cnidaria, Anthozoa, Scleractinia, Pocilloporidae. The record is from RefSeq and is a predicted model, not a curated record.
UUUACCGCCAACGGUAUUUGCUAACCUAACCAAGCUAAAGACAAUAAAAAUUGAAAAGAAUGAGAUAAAGGAGCUGCAUCCUCAACAGUUUCGGGGACUGGUAAAGCUGUUUGACCUCUAUCUAUCGGGGAACAAACUCAGAUACUUCCCACAAGGAAUUUUUAAAGGCUUAAAAGAGCUUUUGAUUAUAGAAAUUGUUGAAAACGAAAUGACUCAUGUCUCCAUCGACAACUUCAAAGAAAUUAAACAGUUAAAAAUUCUGUAUAUGCAGUAUAACAAGAUGAGAGAGAUUCCAUAUGGUUUUUUCGAUAUGUUGAAGGAUAUACAACGAGUGAGUCUCGACACAAAUCUGAUGUGUUGUCAUAUGCACAAGGAGGACGCUGACUGUGCUUUCACGUACAACGACGACUUUGCCAACUGUGAGAGCAUGUUUAAGAAUUCUGCCCCAAGGAAGAGUAUCUGGGUGAUAGGAGUAUUUUCUCUGGUUGGUGCAGUGUUUGUUGUCACUUGGCGAGUGAUCUUUAAAGAAAAGAACGUGGUUCAGUCCAUCAUGUUGCUCCACUUAGCAGUGUCCGAUGGUUUGAUGGGUAUUUACCUGAUCUCUCUUGGCACUAAAGAUCUGUUGUGGAGAGGAGAGUAUUACUUGCAUGACUUCCAGUGGAGGUCUGGUUUGUCUUGUCAAAUAAUUGGAGCGAUCUCCCUUCUGUCAAGUGAGGUUUCGGUUAUGAUGAUGACACUGAUAUCUGCUGAUCGGCUUAAAAAUAUUGUGUUUCCUUACCAAGGUGCUUCUCUGAAACCAAAGGCAACACAUAUCCUGUGCAUCAUCAUAUGGGCAAUUGGCUUCCUUAUGGCCUUUUUGCCUAUGUUUGGUAUUCAGUAUUUUGAAGACCCAUUCAGGUACCAUAGUUACUAUGGUAGAAGUGUGGUAUGUCUGCCCUUGCAGCUUACUUCUGAUAAGCCGGCAGGUUGGGAGUAUUCUGUUGCUAUCUUUCUCGCUUUGAAUUUUGCUUUUUUCUUGUUCAUCAUGGGUGCUUAUCUCAUGAUACUAGUCAAGUCUUACUUGUCUAGCCGGCGACUGGCCCGUCAGGGUACUGAAAGAGAGAUCCAGGCCAGAAGAGCAAACUUUAGGAGGGAAACGGCUCUUGCAAGGCGGGUGUUCUUCAUCAUCCUGAGUGAUUGUGUGUGCUGGAUGCCGGUGAUAGUGAUUGGUAUGAGGACCAUCAUCGAGAAGUCUUACGAAGCGCAAGGAGACCUCGCUGUCUGGAUCGCUGUAUUUGCCCUUCCGAUCAACUCGGCCUUGAAUCCUAUCCUGUACACCUUGUCAACAGAACAGGUGCGUUAA